GAUUGCCUACUUAAACCUGUGACCUCCUAAUGGAAUCACCUCACCGAUCUACCACAGCUUCCCGUCAGUCGCUCAUCGGCAACUAGAAACGUUAAUCUCGUGCCGCAAGGCCACCAGUUUUCGAAAUGGAGUUUCUCUUCAAAUGGCUAAGAAAACUGAGGAAACUGAUACGCAGAGCGCCGCUCAGUCCUUUGCAGUUUCAAACAACGGGUUUCGAGACGGUCCCCGAUUGCUACUUCCUCGAGGAAGAGCAGUUUGACGAGUUCAAAGAGGGCCUGUACUACCCAGUGAACAUCGGUGAUGUAUACGAUUCCAAAUACCAGGUAUUAGGCAAGCUAGGGUUUGGAACGACGUCCACUGUGUGGUUGGCCCGCAAUCUACACAAUCGUGAUUAUGUUGCACUGAAGGUCUACACGCGGAAUUGGGAUGCUCGAAGGGAAAUAGAGAACUACGACCUUAUAGGCAAAGCUAACCCUUCUCAUCGGGGCUACCGCCUCGUACGAAAGGCCUUGGAUAGCUUUGUCCUCCAUCGCGACGGCGGCGACUAUACCUGCCUUGUCCUGAAGCCAUUGUGGGACAGCUGGAAGGACCUCGUCCUCCGCAACCCAGUUCACCGAUUCCCCCUGGAGCUGCUGAAGGCUGGUCUUUACGAACUCCUCUUGGCUCUUGACUAUCUUCACUCGGAGUGCAAGCUCGUUCAUACAGAUAUCAAGAUGGACAAUAUCCUAUCAGAGCUAGUCGACAAGAACGUCAUGAAACUCUUCACGAAGGCCGAAAUUGAAUUCCCGUCACCACGCAAAUUUGUCAACGGCGCCCCGAUAUUCAUGUCCCAACGCUUCGAGAGACCAAGGAAGAUGGGCCACGUUGUUUUGAGCGAUUUCGGUUCCGCUGUCCGGGGAGAUCAAAACCAAGACAAUGAUGCACAGCCCAACGUCUACAGAUCGCCAGAGGUCAUGCUGGAUAUGGAAUGGAGCUAUCCAGUGGAUAUCUGGAAUAUCUGGGACGUUUUCGAGGGAAAGCACCUGUUCUACGGCAUCGAUCCACUGAUGGAUACGUACACAACCAGGGCACAUCUCGCCGAAGUGAUUGGCAUGCUUGGACUGCCGCCGCUUGACUUGAUCCAGCGAGGCCGGAGGGGUAAAGAAUUCUUCACAGAAGACGGACAAUGGAAACAGACGGACAUCCCAAUACCCCAAGACAGAAGCUUGGAGAGUGUUGAAGAACUUCUAGAGGGCGAGAGUAAAGAAAAGUUCCUGGCUUUCGUAAGGGGAAUGCUGCAGUGGCGCCCAGAAGACCGGAAGACGGCGAAAGAACUGCUCCAAGAUCCGUGGUUGACGAGCUUUUAGCGGCUUCAAAGUCUGCAGGACUACUCGAUAAGGAGGUAAAUGCACGAAUAGAGAAGAUAAGGUUAGAGACACGCUGCUGUGACGGUUGACUCGAUUUCUUUAUGGUUGGACUUGGUCACUUCGCCCUCAACCCUGGCAGAGGAGGGUAAGAGUACC
Messenger RNA from Canariomyces notabilis, 1502 nucleotides. Its product is annotated as kinase-like protein. Gene Ontology annotation, cellular component: nucleus; cytoplasm. The transcript is spliced from 5 exons. NCBI's taxonomy places the organism in Eukaryota, Fungi, Ascomycota, Sordariomycetes, Sordariales, Chaetomiaceae. Gene Ontology annotation, biological process: spliceosomal complex assembly; regulation of mRNA processing; peptidyl-serine phosphorylation. Gene Ontology annotation, molecular function: protein serine/threonine kinase activity; ATP binding. The record is from RefSeq and is a predicted model, not a curated record. The coding region runs from base 126 to 1346 and encodes 406 amino acids.